This is a messenger RNA of Penaeus vannamei (Pacific white shrimp), 3421 nucleotides long. NCBI's taxonomy places the organism in Eukaryota, Metazoa, Arthropoda, Malacostraca, Decapoda, Penaeidae. The record is from RefSeq and is a predicted model, not a curated record.
AAAUUCAACCGGUUUUAUAAUUUGACCUUUUAAUCCUUAACAGGUUACUAAUUAAGUGGAACCAUGUGGUCAGGUGCGCCACAGUGGGCGUCGUGGGCCUUGCAGCCCCAGCACUACCAGAAUAUGAAGCCUGAGGAAGCAUCCACGGUUGACUGGGCUGAACUUGCCAAGCAAUGGAUUCAGAUGAAGGAGACCGCACCACAGGAGCAGAGCCAACCCCCCCAGGAGCAGAGCCACCCUUCCCAGCCGGUGGCAAGCUCAGGGCCUGCUCCCCAAGUGCAUCCUCCCGAAGAUGCAGCUGCAGCAGGGGGGGGAGAGAUGGACAUGGAGAUUGAGGAUGAUAAGGGACCAGCAGCAAAUGGCUCUGACCAGCAGAAUGGAGAAUCGUGGGGGAGUUGGAAUGGCGAAGGAAACUGGCCACCCACCCACACCUCUGGAAUGGGCUGGGGUUGGGGCUGGCCUGUUGAUACGUACUCCCAGAGCAGUGCUGCAAAUCAAGACGUAAACGCCCAACAGCAUUAUAGCGGAAAAGAUGUAAGCCAGGCAGGGUACACCAUGUAUGGUAAUGAGUUUUCAGCAGCACUUGGCAUGGAGAUGCAGGGUGAAUAUGGAUGGCCCAUUGUUGGAACGGAAGGAGUGCAGGGAGAGUAUGGGAGGAAUGACCGGAGGGAUAGGAGAGGCCGAGAAUUCCAGGUGGGACCUACAUACCCUGACCGUAUGGUGGGAAAGGAGGCUGACUUCCAGCUGGACGCGGCACAGAGGAAGAAGCUGCCAGCCUGGAUUCGAGAAGGCUUGGAGAAGAUGGAGCGGGAGAAGCAGAGGAAGUUAGAGAAAGAAAGACAAAUGUCUGAGAAAGAGGAGAUGUUGAAGAGAAAGAGGGAAGAGGAAGCCAGAGCUCGACGUAUCCUAGAGGAGGAUCUCGCAAAUGACGGCAAACCUCGUGUGCCCAGGAAAAGUAAAUUUGACAGUGACAGUGAUAUGUCAGACCAUAGUAGGUCAGCCAGUCCAGAGACAGCAACAACUGGUCUGGGAAUGGCCAGGAAACGUCGGUCUCGCUUUGCUCCCCAGAACAGUCAAGGGGGGACAGAAGAAGAUGGGGGCAGUAGAGAGGAAACUGAAGAAAAAGAGGAGGAAGUUAAGAUAAGUAGGAGAAUGCCUUCACCUGAACCUGCAAAGUCAGAAGAGGAGAAGAUGCAAGAAAUGAUGCUAAAAUUGCGACGUUGGAUGACAGAAAUUUUACUGGACGUUACUACAGAAAUGAUGGAGGAGGUUGCAUCAGAAGUGUUGAAUCGUGCUCGUAUGAAAGCUCCGGCAGUUCAGGUGAAGAAGAGCUCAGCCCUUGCCUCUUUGUCGGGCGGAAUUGGGCUAGGCAUCUACAGCGACAGUGAAAGCGAUGGAGAAGGAUCUGGUGGUGAGGGAGGCGGCAUGCAUGGUGAAACUGACAGUGAUGAGGAACUGAGGCAGACUAUCAGGCGCAAGCGACGGGACUUCCAAGCUACCGAGAGGAUGAUCCUUCAGAGACUCCAUGCCGAAGAGAUGGCAGAGAGAAACCGGAAACACAAUGCCCAACAUGAGUCCCACUCUGAGGACGACUCCAAGGUGGAUGGGGGGGUGAUGCAAGUCUCCGGGGAGGAUAGGAGGAGAAGGGCAAGCAAAGACAGGGAGGGAGACAAGCAUGGGGAGGAGACAAAACCAGAGGAGGACUCGGAUGAAGAAAAGAAUCCACCUGCAGCUGUGGGAAACAUAAAACCAAUGAAAUUUGUACCGCCCCAAGACCCAGAGGUAGACUCAACUCAGCCUGACAAUGGCACCCCCAGUGGCUCUGUUAAAGGAGAUGAUGACUCUAAAGACUCAGGUCAAAGCUUAGAUUCAGAACAAGACUCAAAAUCUUCCAUUAGUGAUCAUUCCCGCUCAAGUGAGGGGAAAAAAAAGAAAAGGCGGAAGUCUAAGAAAGAUAAAAAGAAGAGCUCUAAGAGGUCACAUAGAAGUGAGGAAAGGGAAGGGAGGAAGAGAAGUCAGUCAGGGAGUCGGGAUAGGGAAGAAAGAAGGGAGCAUAAAAAGAAGAAGAAGCGGAAAGAGAUCAGCCGUAGUAGAAGUAGGAGUUCUGAGGAAUAUAGUAGGUACAAAAGUAGGAGUAAGAGCAGGGAGAGCUACAGGAGGAGGAGGGAUGGAAGUCACAGCCCAAGUGAGGAGAGAGGAUCCUGGAGAAGAUAUAGCAGAGAUAGAUCUAGAUCCAAGGGUAGGGAUAGAUCAAGGGGCAGAAAUAGAGAGAGAUCAAGAGAUAGACAUAGAAGUAGAUCUAGAGGUAGGAAGGGCAGUCGAUCUAGGGAUAGGAAACGAGGUAGAGACAGAAGUAAUGACAGCAGGUCAGGGUAUCGCCACAGCAGUAGGUCUCGGGGGAGGGACCAUCGUAGAAGUUUUAGAGAUGGUAGUGAGGAUAGUAGAGUGGGCAGAAGUAGCAGACGACGUUCUCACUCAUGCAGCCGUAGCAGAAGUCGUAGCAGGGACUAUGGACGCAAGAAGGACCGGUAUAUUUCUAGGUCACGCUCUACAUCAAGAACACCCAAGAGAUCCAAGAAGCGUCGCCGCUCACGGUCAUGUAGUUCCUCUGUCUCACUCCCCAAGAAAUGGAAGAGAAGAUCCCGGUCGUCAUCGUAGGCAAGUGAAGGUCCUAGCGUGAGUGCUGUGGUAAGACAACACCAAGGUAAGUUGUCACUGUUCUGUAUAGUGUCUGUGGACUUCUGGUUUCAGGUCAUCGAACGUUUCGCAGCUCCAGGGAAAGUGCUCUCUCAAUUUCUUGCAGAGAAAGCUAACAGUUUGAGAGACAGAAAGCAGAAAGUUUCGGUUUGUUUGGUUUUCAUCCAAGUCUGAUAAUGGUGGGGAAUAAGAUGGAGGAAUGUCAUAUUGAUAAUUUUUUCACUGAGGCACUACAUUUGUAAUUCAUUCCAUAUCAAUUAGGUCUAGUCUGUCAUGAAUAUCUCUGAAAAGGAGGCAACAGAUAUUCUUUAUGUUUUAUUUUCUUUUUCAGCACCUGCCUUGCACAGCCCAUCGUUUGGAGUUGCAACCCCUGUCAUUUUUGACACUAGUAUAUCCAAAGAUAGGUCAAUUUUGUGUAUAGUGCUAAUAUUGCAAUUAGCCAUGUAAUUUAUUGUGAUAAUUCUGGUCUUGUACUGGAAGCCUGAGAGAGGCAUUGUUGUCAUUUCAAUACAAGUCUCUUAUUUCAGGAAAGAAAAGAUGUAUACUCAUUGAACUUGAUUAAAGACCUUAUGAGAACAGUAAUUUUUGUAGGUUCACAUUAAUGACAUGUAUUGUUCUCAUAUCAUUGUCUAGUUCAAGUUCAUGAGCUUUGUCUCCUUUUACUUUUCAGGUUCUGUUUUUUAAAAGCUUGCUCAUGUAGUCUAGAAUAAAUGUCAUAAAUUAC